AUGGCAUCAAAAUCAGCAAGUAACCAACAACACAAGGACAUUGAUAGACUAAUCUCUUGUGCCAUUUGUCUUGACUAUUUUGUUGAUCCACGCCUAUUACCUUGCUCACAUACAUAUUGUCUUGGAUGCAUCCGCAAGAUUGCCUGUGCUAAUUCUGGUCAAUUCGAGUGUCCUAUGCGUGAUGGAACCAACAUCAAAACAAAUCAUAUCGAUUCAUUACCGAUGAAUCGAGCCGUACGUGACAUGGUUGAGGUCUUAUCACAAAUGGUAGAUGUCACUGAUCAAAACAGACAGUCAUAUUCUGACGAAUCAGAUUAUCCUGCAGCUAGUGCCUUGGUUGUGCCGAAGAAUCCAACCAUGCCUUAUCAACCACCAUCAAAAACUCAAUCUCGGCCUAAAGCAGAAUCUCAAGAAUUCGCUGUACCUGAUGCGUGCAAGAGACUUGAUUGUAAAGGUGAUCCUUGUGCCAAGUGCUACAAGUGUCGUGAUUGGCAUUUUAAUGGUGAUCAAAAACAAUGGAAUUGGGUCUGCAAUCACAAAAAUUGGGAAGAUGCGGAUAUAAAACUUUGGGUCAAUGAUGGCUAUAGAUUGAAAUUUUUUAAGAAACGUGAUGCUGGUUACAAGCUUUUUACGCUACAUAUUAGUGCAACCUGUACUUAUUAUGAUGAUAAUUAUAGUUUUAGUGUGGAUCAUUAUCUUUAUGCUUAUGGUCGUGAUAGUUUUUUUGGUCACGUAUGUCUCUGUGAUAAACAUUAA
Molecule: messenger RNA, 756 nt
Organism: Adineta steineri
Lineage: Eukaryota; Metazoa; Rotifera; Eurotatoria; Adinetida; Adinetidae
Source: the annotation of a GenBank genome assembly